AGUCACAUUCUUUUCUCAAUUUUUUUCAUCAGCAACACUUCAUCGAAUAUCGAAGAACACUUUCUGAACAGUCCUACUUGUACCGAUGGAUACAAACAAGUAGUAGUUACGAAAGCAAGCACAUCKCACUUGAAGAAUCCAAUGGCAUCCAAGGCCUUUAAAAACCUUCCUCCGGAGGUCCGACGAGAACUCCUGCGCCACGUCAAGCCACCGCCGUCGGCUUCGACAUCUUUUUCGCAACAAAGCGCCGAUCAUCUCCGACGGAAACACAAACGCCUCGAGGCCGUUGGUGGUCAGCGUUCCAAAUCCGCGCAGUAUUGGUUGAUGGGAUGCGUCGGGUUCGUCGGUGCGGCCGCGACGCUGCCCUAUUUCGCGACUAAGAAAAUCGGCAACCUGACCGAUCGAGACGAUCCCCUGACGGCCGCCCAGGUCCGACGGGGAGCCUUCAACAAUUCUGGAAGUCGCGAUGCCGGAAAAGAUCAUAAUUGGGAUUUGAAGACGGGCACUUAUAUUUAUCCAAAGGGAUUUGCGGAGCAUUUAAAGAUGCAAGACCCAGAUGAUAUUGACUUGGGGCCAGACAUGGGACCGAUUGUCCAAGCCGAAAAGAAGCAGCGAUCCAAGCAAUAGCCUUAGCAUCAUGUCUUCAGACGCAAUCCACAAUCAGCCCAUGGCAGUCAAAGAKCAUAGCGAUUGCCAAAUUCUACUCAGAAAUUYCAUAACUUUCAGCAGUUGAGCAACUUCGAUUGGAAGCCCGAAGUUUUACGGAUGAAAUACAAUUACUUUAUGAGA
Molecule: messenger RNA, 789 nt
Organism: Pseudo-nitzschia multistriata
Lineage: Eukaryota; Bacillariophyta; Bacillariophyceae; Bacillariales; Bacillariaceae
Source: the annotation of a GenBank genome assembly